UCAGUGUAGCUCUUGUAGCUUAGAGUUAGCCACGGCGUGAUCCCAACAGCACAAGCUAGCUAUAUUAUUAAAGCCUUCAUACUUGAGUAUAUGAUCAGUGAAUGCUACGACGUGUCUCGCAGUUUCCGGUUGUGUUUUGGGUAGAUUAUAGUCAGCUAGCAUUUCCACGAAAUAGCCACAUCCCAAACCCUUUAUAGGCGAUUGGAGCGUUUCAUUGGAGCUUUACAAUUGCUUUUCUCCAUCGCUAACGCCAAAUCCCUACCUCGGACUUUAGCUUGUAUGCUAACACCGCUCCUGAACCUGCAGCGUUGCACUGACGAUGCAGAGCGAAGUGCACAACAUGGGGAAAAAGCAGAAUAUGAAGGGGAAGAAGGAUUCACAGGAUCCGCAGGAGGAACCUGAAGAGUUUGUGGUGGAGAAAGUGUUGGAUCAGCGUCUUGUUAAUGGGAAAGUAGAGUUCUUCUUGAAGUGGAAAGGAUUUACAGAUGCUGAUAAUACCUGGGAGCCAGAGGAGAACCUGGACUGCCCCGAGCUGAUUUCAGGAUUUUUGGAAGCCCAGAAGAACAUCACAGAGAAGCCUGCUCCCGUCAAGAGGAAGGCAUCAACUGAAGAGCCAGAGACGGAAGCAAAGAAGAAAGAUGUGGCUGAAAAACCACGUGGCUUUGCUAGGAACCUCGACCCAGAGCGGAUCAUUGGCGCAACAGACAGCAGUGGGGAGUUGAUGUUUUUAAUGAAAUGGAAAGACUCAGAUGAAGCAGACUUGGUCCCAGCCCGUGAGGCGAACACUCGCUGUCCUCAGGUGGUCAUCUCCUUCUACGAGGAGAGACUGACAUGGCAUUCCUGUCCAGAGGAUGAAUCUCAGUAAAACCUUCCCCCGGUGUCCCUGCAGUCCUUUGCACCACUUAUGCCCUUCUCCUCAGGACUGACAUUUCUUCUCUGGCAUGCUUUCUAGUUUUAGCUCGCUUAGUUAUUUUUUGAAGAUGUUUGAAGACUUGAAAUGUUUGGCAGUCAAUGAGAGCCAUGUUAUUUGUACAUAUUAGCUGAACUGAUGGAGAGAAAAUCGGUGAUGGUGUUUGUUAUUAAUCAAAAGUCUUCCGGUUUCGUAUUCUGAUUAGUUCGGCGAUGGCAGUGUAGAAGCCAUACCCACCACUGCCUAUAAUCAUACCUGGUCAAAUUUUGUAAAUUUGGUAAACUUUGGUUUUGUUAAGCUGUCAAACACCUCUGGUAUUAAAAUCUGUCAUUUAAGAGUAUGUUUCACACCAGUGAUGUUUUCUAAAUGUGGUCUUUGUAUACUUUGUUUGUAUAUAUUAUUUGAAGUUCUAAUAAAGGUUUUAUGUGACCAAAUCCCACUCAUUAGUUACGGUUCCAAAGGUUUAGAAAGUAAAAUCAAUAUUCAGAUUUAAGUAUAGCUAUUCCUUUAUUUUUCCUAGAUGCAUUACAAAAAAAUUUCAUUUUAAUAAGGGGUUGAAACUUUGACUUUGGGAUGCUGCCAGGAAAGCACAGUUAAAUUUAAAGUGAUAACAAAGUGCAAUAGUUUGAUUUGAUAGUUACAGCUGCAUUUUUCAGCCGUCUCCUGAAGAGUUUGAUGUUUGAUCUCUGUCACAGAGCAAGUUUUCUUACUCUUCUCUUUCCUGCACAUGGAAGGCUUGUAGUAUACAUGUAUGCUAAUCUAGACAUAUUUACCUUUACUCCUGUGAGAUUUUAAAUGUUAGACUUUCCUUUGUGAGUUUGUUCAGUUUUGGUAUUCCUGCUAUGUUUGAAUAAAUAAUUUCCUCCCCCCCAUA
This is a messenger RNA of Paralichthys olivaceus (Japanese flounder), 1784 nucleotides long. RefSeq names its product chromobox homolog 3a (HP1 gamma homolog, Drosophila) (gene cbx3a). Gene Ontology annotation, cellular component: pericentric heterochromatin; nucleus. Gene Ontology annotation, molecular function: chromatin binding. Lineage: Eukaryota; Metazoa; Chordata; Actinopteri; Pleuronectiformes; Paralichthyidae. The record is from RefSeq and is a predicted model, not a curated record. Gene Ontology annotation, biological process: chromatin organization; negative regulation of transcription by RNA polymerase II.